Messenger RNA from Pieris napi, 2453 nucleotides. RefSeq names its product U3 small nucleolar RNA-associated protein 14 homolog A. Bases 125 to 2431 code for a protein of 768 amino acids. Gene Ontology annotation, biological process: rRNA processing. Lineage: Eukaryota; Metazoa; Arthropoda; Insecta; Lepidoptera; Pieridae. The record is from RefSeq and is a predicted model, not a curated record. Gene Ontology annotation, cellular component: nucleolus; small-subunit processome. The transcript is spliced from 3 exons.
CUUUGGUUAAGUCAGUGUUAACUGUUAACAUGUGUCUAAACUCUAACCAAUAUUCAACAAGUUAUUUUUUAGCAUUUCAAUUUAUGAUAAAUAAGAAUUAAAUAAAUGUAAAAAAUAAUUAAAAAUGAGUGACUUACAAGAACAAGAAUUUGUGUCAGCCGAACACGACCAUUUAGUGAGUGCAAUAACAAAAUUGGACAAAACGCAACAUAUUACAGAGCCCACUCGUAAUGAACCCACAAAUCUAAGUUCAGAAUUUAACUUAAUUAAAAGCUCAAAUAAAUUAGAUUUGAGUAAAGUUGUUAGUGCUCUGAAGGACAGUGCUCAUCAUACAAUCAUAACAAAAAAAUUAAAAAGUCUCGACCAAGGGCAGGUUUUACCCAAACCUUUAGAAAAACCACAGGCUGAACGAAUUAAAAGGUCAACAGGGUAUGAUGCUACCAAAGAAAAAGUGGCUAAAUGGGAUCCAGUUGUAGCAAGGAACAGAACAGUGGACUUUGUUUCCUUCCCACUACAUUCAGUCUCCAAACGAGAACAUCCUACAAAAGUAAUCUUGUCUAAUUUAAAAUCUAAAUCUCCUUUAGAAAAAGAGCUAGAUGAGAUUGACCCCCCAGCAGAAGUUGAAGAGGAAAAUAAAGAGGAACAAAGCUUUCCUAUGACUUAUGAAGAAAUGUUAGAACACAGAAAAGAAAUGGCUAAGUUGAGAGCUCAGCAAUCAUAUAAAGCAGCAAAAGCUAAGAGACAGAGUAAAAUUAAAAGUAAAAAAUAUCACAGAAUCCUUAAAAAGGAGAGAUUGAAAGAACAGCUUAAAGAGUUUGAAGAAUUACAGGAGAAAAAUCCUGAGGAAGCUUUAAAAAAGUUGGAGGAGUUAGAAAAAGCAAGAGCUCUUGAGCGUCAUACUUUAAGGCAUAAAAAUACAGGAAAGUGGGCUAAAAAUAAAUUAGUCAGAGCAAAAUAUGAUAAAGAGGUAAGACAACAAUUAGCUGAGCAAUUAGCAGUGAGCAGGGGACUUACACAUAAAACACAAGAUAUUGAAAGUACUGAUGAUGAAGCUGAUGAAAAUGAGAUACUACCAGAUAUGACAUUAGCUCAGGAUCCUUCAAAUCCGUGGAUGAUGAAAGGACCUAACAAAAGCAAUGUUGAUACUGAUUUUGAUUUUGGCUACAAAAAAUUUUUAAAGGAAAAAGUGCUGAAGCAUACAGAGGACAGUGACUCUGAAGAAAAUGAUGAAACAGUUUGUGAUUUAUCUGCACUUAAAAAAAAAAAUUAUAUAUUGGGUGCACUAACAAACAAUGUUCAUGAAUCAAGUAAUCCUAAAACUGCUGAUGAGGCCAAGGCAUCUAGCCCUUUAGGUGACUCCAAGAAGAAACCAAUGGAAAAAAUGAAUGCUAAAGUUACGAAACAAGACAGAAAUAUUAAAAGACCUAUAGCAACAUCCGAGUGGACGGUUGAAAUUAUCAAGCCAAACGAUAGUACUGAAUCGGGUGAAAUUAAGGUUGCAGAGGUUUUUGAUACAUUUGAAACUAAAGUAGCGAAACAAGUUGAAAUAAAAAUAAAUAAAUUAAGGAAGAACAUCAAGCGAUUAGAGAAAUCAUCUACUAAACUAAAAGUUGUUAAGAAAAAGGGAGGGAAAGGGAACAAUAUUAGUAAUUUGGAAUCUCUAAUGUUUAAAAAUAAUAAUCCAAAGCCUAUCAUUGAUGAAGAGUUAAUAGAGACAAAUCUUAAGGCACCUGAAGAUAUACCUCAAAAGACAGAGACUUACACAAAAAUUAUUCAAUAUCCAUCUGAACAAGCUGCCCAUUCUAACAAUAAUAAUUCUAAUAUUGAUCCAAGUCAAUUUAUUGAAGUAAAACCCAAGUAUCUCAACACUGCAAUUCCAAGAGGUGAAAACAUCUUAGAUGAAUUAGAUGAUGAUGAACAAAUUGUUCCAAAAAUUGAUAUAGAAGAAGUUUUUGAGGAAGAUGAUGUUGUAGCAAGUUUCAGACAAGAAAAACAAAAUGAAAUUGAUAAUGAUAUUCCUAAAGAAAUUGACUUGCAGUUACCAGGGUGGGGAAGCUGGGGUGGAAUAGGAGUAAAAGCACCUAAGCGAAAAAAUAACAGGUUUAUUUCCAAGAAAAUACCUAAGAUGCCAAGACGUGAUGAAAAUAAAGGGGACAUUAUAAUAAAUGAAUUAAAAUUGCCUAAACUAAAAGCACAUAAGGUAUCUGAAUUACCAUUUCCAUUUACAAAAGUAAGUGAUUUUGAGGCCUCAGUUAGGGCUCCACUUGGUAAUACCUUCAUUCCUGAAACAGCUCACAAAAAAUUAAUUCGACCAAAUAUCAUCACGAAAGCUGGAACAAUAAUAGAACCCAUGGAUGAUGAACAGCUUUUGAUUAAACGUAACCAAACAUUUAAGAAUGAAAAGAUUAUAAAGCUGCUUAGUAAACAAUAAAAGAAAUUUAUUUAUUAAAAAA